GCCAUGUUGAUCCCCGAGGUCUCGUCGGUGUCGGCGUCUACGACCGACACGCAAUGCUCACUGCUGCGACGCCUCAGCACGCUCGGCCUGCUGUAUGCUAAGCUCUCGCUGCGUCAGCUUUGCGAUUUAGCGCCGCCCGUUCCCGCGUUCAACACGGAGCCGCGCGAUCUGGCGCUGAAAGCCUCGCUGUUGGACGGUAGGGCGUUGUUAGGCCCAUUCUCGGCCGAAAUGCUUGAACCACUGGCUGCGUGGCUAGACCAGGGUAUUCACAAGGUACUGGUAGAUGCCGCAUCCAGCGAAGACGCUGAGCUGGAGCGUGUAGCCAUCGCUGUCUCCGAGCUGCCAGCCAAUCGUGUGGUGCUGCGCAUUGCCGUGUCGUCGCUGCACGCAUCCGAAGUCACUGAACUUGGAGAAAAGCUAGCAAGAUUAGUUGAUACUGUCAGCGGCGUAGUGUUUGUCAUCAACUCUGUAACACUGGUGCAGGAGAACGGAUUCGAAGAUGUGUAUACGAGCUUGCAAGCGUUGAGGAAGAGUGUGGAUGAAGGAUUUCUCUUUGCCGUCGAGAUGAGUACAGGGCCUACUGCAACUUACAACUCGGAAGUGGCAUUGGCCAGGAUUCAACAGCUUCACCACAAGCACAUCUGUAUUGUGUGUCCUGGUUACUGUAGUGGCGAAGGAGAGCAACAUGAUAUGGCUACAGAAGACGGAGCAGCUGUGGUGGACGCCGCAUUGGCCUUCGUCAAGUGCCUACGUACAGACCGUCCCGACAGUCUCUUUACUACCGUCGUGGCUGACGAAGCAGGUGUCGCCCUGGGACUAGUGUACUCUAGUGCCGAGAGUAUCAUCGCUGCGGUGUCUAGUGGCCGGGGCGUGUACUACUCUCGCUCACGUGGUGGCCUCUGGAAGAAGGGAGAGAGUAGCGGCAACGCCCAGAAGCUCAUCCAGAUCGACAUGGACUGCGACAGCGAUGCUCUGCGCUUCACAGUGAACCAGACUGGCGCAGGCUUCUGCCAUCUCGACACGCGCACGUGCUGGGGUCACGACGGCGGUCUGCGCGCACUAGAAAGCAUGCUCUUCAGUCGCCACGAGAACGCGCCUGCUGAGUCUUACACGAAGCGGUUGUUCGACGAUGCCGAGCUGCUACGUAACAAGCUCGUGGAGGAGGCGCAGGAGCUCGCAGAAGCCGAAUCAGUCCCAGAUGUGGCUGGUGAAGCCGCUGACGUCAUGUAUUUCGCCAUGGUGCGAUGUGUGGCAGCAGGCUGCAAGCUCAGCGACGUUGAGAGAAUGCUUGACAAGCGCGCGUUGAAGGUGAAGCGACGACCUGGGAACUCGAAGGCGUACCGUAUCUCGGCAGCCAACAAGAUCUUGAACACCAAGGGCAUGCAAAGUGGCUCAGCGUCGGCGGUAUCAGCUUCUGCACUUAGCGAGAAGAGCUAGAUCCUAGAAAGCCGGAACAGGGCACCUUUAGAAGACAGCAACAUGAACGUCUACCGGGCCUAUGCAUACACUGCGCGACAACAGUAUAUGGACUCCCCUUGUUUUGUCCA
This is a messenger RNA of Phytophthora infestans T30-4, 1547 nucleotides long. RefSeq names its product histidine biosynthesis trifunctional protein, putative. Gene Ontology annotation, molecular function: phosphoribosyl-AMP cyclohydrolase activity; phosphoribosyl-ATP diphosphatase activity. The transcript is spliced from 2 exons. NCBI's taxonomy places the organism in Eukaryota, Oomycota, Peronosporomycetes, Peronosporales, Peronosporaceae. Gene Ontology annotation, biological process: L-histidine biosynthetic process. The record is from RefSeq and is a predicted model, not a curated record. Bases 4 to 1437 code for a protein of 477 amino acids.